This is a messenger RNA of Amaranthus tricolor (Joseph's coat), 387 nucleotides long. RefSeq lists its product as uncharacterized. The coding region runs from base 1 to 387 and encodes 128 amino acids. The record is from RefSeq and is a predicted model, not a curated record. Lineage: Eukaryota; Viridiplantae; Streptophyta; Magnoliopsida; Caryophyllales; Amaranthaceae. The transcript has 2 exons.
AUGCGUAUUGGUGCUCGUGGAAAUUUGAGCCCUCGAUUCAUAGGACCAUAUGAAAUUUUGGAACGUGUGGGUAAGGUGGCAUAUCGGUUAACCCUUCCAAACUCCUUGGAAAAGGUACAUGACGUAUUUCACAUGUCGCAGCUUAAGCGAUAUCAUGCCGCAGCCUCUCAUGUCUUAGAUCCCGAACCUUUAGAUUUGGAUACAUCUUUGUCUUACUCUGAGCAACCGGUUAGAAUAUUUGACACGAAGGUCCGUAGUACACGGCGGAAGGAUAUAUCUAUGGUAAAAGUCUUGUGGUCAAAUCACGAACAUGAAGCGGCUACAUGGGAAACGGAGGGCUCGUUGCGAGCAAAGUAUCCUCAUCUCUUUCAGGACCUCGAUUCAUAA